Cladocopium goreaui is the source of this 1629-nucleotide messenger RNA. Lineage: Eukaryota; Dinophyceae; Suessiales; Symbiodiniaceae. The record is from the annotation of a GenBank genome assembly.
AUGGAGUCUGGCGGCAAGCCCGGAGUGGACAAGAUGGCAGGUCUAGCUGAGGAGGUUUUGAUGAAGCACAACAAAGCGAUGUUUGAACGCUUGGACCAAUGGCUUGAUCAGCUCAAUGAGUCUUUGAAGGUACCUCUGACAGCCAGCUCGGGGAGAGCAGGGCUGGAGCCUUCAGCUGCGUUGCCUGGCAUUGUCGCUUCGCUGAGUUUGCCAGUAGCAUCACCUUGCCUAUCCUCGGCCAUUUCUCCUUUAGACUUUGAAACCAUAUCUGAUAGGAUGCUGCCCGAAGCAGAGGAAAGACCACGGGUGCCACUGGGAAGGAUGGACAGUGCAGCGGAAGGUGAGGCAAGACUUAAGGCGGAAAGGAUGUCACUGCACUUUCAAGAGAUUGAAGAAGCCGACGCGCAGAAACAAGAGGCAGUUGAGUUAGAUACUCGAGUGCCAGCAACUUGCCAACGUUGGGCAGACAGGUGCUUGAAAACCCAGACGGCUCACAUUUUCUUCGGCCUUGUCGUCGUGUCGAACUCCUUCUACUUGGGUGUGCAGCUGGAAUUCUACGCCAACACCAAAGACUAUUCCUCGUUGUCAGAUGUUUUCAUGAGCUUGCACAUCGUUUAUGCUGUGCUCUUCACAUUUGAGGUUUGCUUGCACUUGGCAGCUGAGGGUGUGAUAAACUACUUUUGGUGUGAAGACUGGGCCUGGAAUUGGUUGGAUACUUUCGUAGAGACACCACUGGGAGGGCCAACAGCAACUUACGAGCUCUGCGACUUCUGCGCGUUGGACGCCUCUUCAGGGUUGUUCUUGAUCAUCUAUAUCUUCGGCAUACUUUUUACUGAUACAGUUGUGAACCACCUCAUUGAGCAAGAGUCCGUGCGCGAGACGUUGACCGAAAAGGAGUUGACCAACUUGGUGUCAUUGGACGACUAUUUUGGAAGCUUGUAUCGAUCCACCAUUACCUUGUUCCAGACUAUCUCUGACGGUGUAACUUGGGACGAGCCGGCGGAUGCAUUGACAUCUAUUGGAGAUGUGGGCUACUUCUGGGUCCAGUUGUAUCACUUUUACAUUGCUUUCUGCAGUUUUGCCGUCUUGAACGUGAUGACAGGCGUCUUUUGCAACUCUGCCAUUAAAGCUGCUGAAAGUGAUCACGAGAUGGUGGUUCAGUCUUUGGUGCAAACCCGCCAAGAAUUGAAAGACCAAGUGUCGGUGCUCUUCCACCAGAUUGAUGAGCGGGGACACGGUCAGAUUUCUUUUACAGACUUUGAGAAACUCUUUGGGGACGAAGGGGUGAAGGCCUUCUUCGAGUCUCUGCAAAUCGGUGCCGUGGAUGCCUGGACUCUCUUUACCACUCUGGACAAGGAUGGGGACCACACCAUCAGCGUCGAAGAAUUUACGGAGCGAUGUAUGCAGCUCCAUGGCCCGGCCAAAUCUGCAGACCUCUACGCAAUCCGGCAGCUCACAGCCAACCUCAGCAAGCAGCUUCAGCAGAUAGAAGAUCGGCAGAAGAGGAUUGAUUUUCUCUUAUCCGGCCGGGAGGAGUUCAACAUAUUUUGGCACGUGAGUGCUUUUGAGGAAAGCAGCCGCAGGAAUCCAAAGCAUCUGGAGCAUCAGACUCAGCUUCGCACGCUUUAA